Messenger RNA from Anarrhichthys ocellatus (wolf-eel), 3151 nucleotides. RefSeq names its product DnaJ (Hsp40) homolog, subfamily C, member 3b (gene dnajc3b). The coding region runs from base 389 to 1888 and encodes 499 amino acids. Gene Ontology annotation, molecular function: misfolded protein binding; protein-folding chaperone binding. The transcript is spliced from 12 exons. NCBI's taxonomy places the organism in Eukaryota, Metazoa, Chordata, Actinopteri, Perciformes, Anarhichadidae. Gene Ontology annotation, biological process: protein folding in endoplasmic reticulum. Gene Ontology annotation, cellular component: endoplasmic reticulum. The record is from RefSeq and is a predicted model, not a curated record.
GAUACCAGGGGGCAGAACAGGGUUCGUGUACAAAGCGGACUGGCUGUCAGCUGUUCUCCAUCAUCAUGUUACUUGUUUUGAGUUCAUGUUAAAGUCAGUUGAGUCGCUUUCAAGGCUGUCAACUGCUGUUAAACCGUUAAUAUAGAUAAGGGGGGAACCUUUUAAGCGGCGUACCUGUAUUUCUACACGGAAUUCUAUCACACCGGGACCGUAAAUACACCGUCGUAGCUGUUCCUGCGGCCCGGGUAGAGAGAAGAGAGGGAAAAUAUGAAGGUUUAAUAGAAAACAUCACCGUGUCAAUGACACGAACCGGUAAUUGCACUCGACGUGAAACCAGAGCCGUUAAGUUCGCUGGUUCCGGUGUGAAAGUGUGACUAAGAAUCGGGAGAUGGAGUCGUGUCGGCGGACCGGACUCAGCGGGGUCCUGUGCUCCCUGUCACUGCUGUGUGUCAUCCUGGACAUCCAGCUGGACGGUGUCUUGGGGGCGACUCAUGUCGAGAUCGAGCACCACUUGGAGAUGGGCCGCAAACUUUUGGCUGCUGGUCAACUGGCUGAAGCGUUGUCCCACUACCACUCCGCUGUAGAGGGAGACUCUAAGAAUUACCUGACCUACUACAAGCGAGCUGCAGUGUUUCUAGCGAUGGGAAAAUCCAAAUCUGCCCUGCCAGACCUGACCAGAGCCAUCCAACUCAAGCCGGACUUCCUGGCUGCCAGGUUGCAGAGAGGGAAUAUCCUGUUGAAGCAGGGCAGCACACAGGAGGCCAGGGAGGACUUUGAAGCAGUGCUGCAGCGCUCACCCGACCACGAAGAAGCUCAGGACCAGCUGAUGAGAGCGAACGAGCUGGAGGAGCUGCAGGAGGAGGCCCAUGCUGCGUACCACCAAGGGGACUACAGCACCACCAUCGCCGUGCUAGGGAGAGUCAUUGAGAUCUCUCCGUGGGACCCUGAGUCGCGGGAGCUUCGCGCGGAAUGUUACAUCCGAAUGGGAGACCCGCAGAAAGCCAUCCAGGACCUGACGCCGACCACGAGGCUGCGCAACGACAACCGCGCCGCCUUCCUGAAGCUCAGCAUGCUGCACUACAGCCUCGGAGAUCACCGCGAGUCUCUCAAUCACAUCCGAGAGUGUCUGAAGCUGGACCAGGACGACAAAGAGUGUUUCGGCCACUACAAGCAGGUGAAAAAGCUCAGCAAGCAGCUGGACUCGGCAGAGGAGCUCAUUCAGCAGGAGAGGCAUCAGCAAGCCAUUGAUAAGUAUCAAUCGGUGAUAAAGACGGAGCCGAAUGUCCCGUUCUACACCAACCUGGCCAAGGAGAGGAUCUGCUUCUGCCUUAUCAAGCUUAACUUGGCUCUGGAGGCCAUAGACGUGUGUUCAGAGGCUCACCAGAGAGACCCCCGCAACGCCAACGUCCUCCGAGACCGAGCCGAGGCGUUCAUCCUCAACCAGGAGUACGAGAAAGCGGUGGAGGACUACCUCGAGGCGAAAGAGUUCGACAGCGAAGGCGAACGCCACGAUCUCAAAGAAGGACUCGACCGAGCUCAGAGACUGCUCAAAGUCUCUCGUAAGAGGGACUACUACAAGAUCCUCGGUGUCGGCAGGAGUGCAAACAAGCAGGAGAUCAUCAAGGCGUACAGGAAGCUGGCGAUGCAGUGGCAUCCCGACAACUUCCAGUCCGAGUCGGAGAAGAAAGAGGCGGAGAAGAAGUUUAUCGACAUCGCGUCGGCUAAAGAGGUCCUCACUGACCCAGAAAUGAGGCAGAAGUUCGACGCAGGUGAGGAUCCUCUGGACCCUGAAAACCAGCAGGGCGGAGGCGGAGGACAGAGCUGGCCUCACAGCUUCAACCCGUUCGAGUCCGGCGGCAGCUUCCACUUCAAGUUCCAGCACAACUAGAGAGGAGGCCUUGACGAACACCGGGGGGGGGGGGGGGGGGGGGGGCAGGCAGGCAGGCAUACGGGAAGAACAACAACAACAACGGCGGAUUUAAGGAGAAGUCUUCCUCAGAACUUGUGCUUCAGCUUGGACACGGUUACUUGAACGUUUGAUUUUGAAUGCAGGUCUUGAGCUGUACAGUGAAAAGAAACCUGGACUUCUCACCACUAAAACGACGGAUCUGACUGGCUACUGUUCACUAACUCGUCGCUGUGGUUGAAGGAAAUGAAGUCUUGUGUCAACACUUGAAAGUUGGCUCUUAUCGUUUCUUUCUUUGUGCCAUUCUUCGAACCUUUUUAUCAAGGGACUUUUUUUUUUUUUAAGUGCAGUAGCUGCUCGGACAUUACAGGACUGUCGGUGUGUUGAUUUCUGCUCGCAGUAUUCUUUACAUGUCGACUGAUCUCGGUCUACGUUUUUGACCAUGUCGAACCUUCUCUGUCCUAGAGAACCAAGACUUUUCUACACCAUGGCAGCAGGAGGGUUUAUGUUGUCGAGCUUCUACCGUAAUGGGAAGUAGGUGAGACUUCCGCACUAGGAAAGGAAACUUGGUGGGUGUUACAGCUUUGAAAUCCUAUGGAUCUUAAAUCGGUGCGGCUCCGGGAUUGUUUGUGAUUUUCUUUUAAAUUCCUUAUUUGUUUUUCACCAGCUAUCCAAUUGGAAUAACGUGCAAAUUCUGUAUUUUAUGGCGUCUUUAACCGGCUAUAUAUCCAGAUCCAAACAUUGUAGACGUAACUUAUGAAUGAAGACUUGACAAAAACUCACACGUGAACACAAAAACUUGCAAUUUUACCCUUUUUGUUUGAAAAACUGGCCAUCUUCUCCACUCAUGAAAUGUUACUGCAGGUUUUUUUUUUUUAAAGCCUUUCGAAAGACUCUUCACAAACUAAGUGUGUCUUCAAUGGUUAUCUGAGAGCCUCAUUUAUCAUAAUCCCACAGAAAAGUGCACAUUUUAAAUGUUGUACUGAGCUGGGGUGGUACAUCAGUUACAGAUAAAAUGGAACUUCGUAAAUGAGGCUCCGGUUUCACAGCCAGAAAAGACGCACAAAAGUUUAACCUGUAAACCAAGAUGAGAUUCUUUUAAAGAUUUGACUUCUAAGUUAUUUUUGUCCAAAAUGGUUUAAAGGUGCAGUGACUCGUCACUGCUUUGAAACCUGUCUGCUGCGCGACUGUGUGAACCAAAUGUGACCGGCUCUUUGUAUUUAAAUCAACUGAGUGGGAAGGUUU